Exophiala xenobiotica is the source of this 1650-nucleotide messenger RNA. RefSeq lists its product as uncharacterized. The coding region runs from base 1 to 1650 and encodes 549 amino acids. The transcript has 2 exons. Gene Ontology annotation, molecular function: ATP binding; protein serine/threonine kinase activity. Lineage: Eukaryota; Fungi; Ascomycota; Eurotiomycetes; Chaetothyriales; Herpotrichiellaceae. Gene Ontology annotation, biological process: peptidyl-serine phosphorylation; peptidyl-threonine phosphorylation. The record is from RefSeq and is a predicted model, not a curated record.
AUGUCAAGCGCCGUCACUGAGGAGCCUCGGUGCCGCCUCGCCCGGCAAGACAUAGGCAGGUUGUAUGUGAAGGCCGGUGACAGCCCCUCCCAAUACUUCUAUCCUCGAGACAAACUCCGUGGCUACCUCACCCGAAGCAAGGUCGGUUGGAUCUUGCAAUGUCCCUGUCGCAACUGCAGACGCCACUACGCAAGCUUUGGAAGGAACCAUGCCCCUACCGAGUUUAUCGACCGAAUCGUUGGCCCAGAAAGCGACAGCGGAGCCAUAAACGAUCCUGCGAGAACCGCAUACUCUCUUUUCGGCCUUCUUACCUACAUCGAACAUCCAAUGCUCAUCAUCGGUUUCAUGAUGAGAGAAUGGUACGAUAUUCACCUCCUACCGGUCACAUUUCCAGCGGACUCGCUCAGGUCAAUGUGCCGUGAGUUUCUCACAAAGGAAGGACCGGCGACGUUUCAACAAUUUGAACAUCAGUUCAGCACAACCCUCCGGCAUUUUGCAGUCCCGAUGAUGAACUCGGGCGCCUACUCUGUGUAUGAAGAGGACACCAUCCUGCCUUUUCUCAAACUGCAGAAGGUUAAAUCGCAAGGAGCACACAGCCGUGUCUAUGCCUUUGAGAUAUACGAAGAGUAUCGCAAGUUUGCCGACGCGAUUGACGUGACUAAAUUCGCCAGGAAAGAGCUCAACAAAGACAGCGAACUGGCCUUCCACCUGGAAAACAAGAACCUGAACGUGGCAAACCUUUUGCAGGAUGACCACAUUGUUAGAAUGAUCAAAGCAUACAAGCACGGUGAUACCUUCAACCUCAUCUUCCCGUAUGCGAAGGCAAAUCUGGAUGACCUCCUUCGAGACCGACAGUCAGAUCUUGUCGAGGCUGUUCCGGGACCCGUCGAGUCCCGGCAUGUGUGGAAACAGUUGUUGGGAAUCGCGAAAGCCCUUCAUAAAAUCGGUGGCCCCCAAGGAACCGAUUCUCUUUUCCCUCAGCAUCCCCGUCCGGAACAUCGUGGCGUUCACUUCGACCUCAAACCAUCAAAUAUCUUGAUUAAUGACAAGAAUGUGUGGAUGAUAUCUGACUUCGGGCAAACAGUCUUCCGACCAACGAGCGACAGCUCCUCUCGUGUGGUCAACCAAGGGGGCACCCUGGCAUAUGCACCUCCAGAAAUGGAUAACAUUGACGCGAAAUCCAGUCGUCGCUACGAUAUCUGGUCGCUUGGCUGCAUCGCUCUGGAAGUUCUUGCCUUUGCUCUCCUUGGCCCCCGCGGCUUGAAUGGCCGCGAUGACUACCCAGGCUUGGACCAGAUACGGCGCACCAGCUCUUCUUCCGGCGGUCAAGAGGACGAUGCAUUAUGGUAUCGAGAAGGUGACAGAGGUGAAUAUGGAGUCAAGCCGGCGGUUUUUGAUUUCAUGCGGUUCUUGGAGGCAACCGAGUCUUUGCAACAACGGUCAAGCAGUCUUUCUUUCGUGAGCCGGAUCGUGGAUGUGAUCAAGAAAAUGCUGAAACCGAAAGCCGAUGACCGGAUCGACAUCGGUGAAGUUAUUCGAUUACUGGAAUCAGUCAUAGAAGAAUCGAACGACGACGCACAGGGACAGCAAAUUGUUGCUGAGUCAGGAGAAACCUCAAUCGGAGAGCCUGAGCUGCAAUGCAUACGGUGA